Dendronephthya gigantea is the source of this 4173-nucleotide messenger RNA. RefSeq names its product coatomer subunit alpha-like. Gene Ontology annotation, molecular function: structural molecule activity; protein binding. The record is from RefSeq and is a predicted model, not a curated record. The coding region runs from base 258 to 3923 and encodes 1221 amino acids. NCBI's taxonomy places the organism in Eukaryota, Metazoa, Cnidaria, Anthozoa, Malacalcyonacea, Nephtheidae. Gene Ontology annotation, biological process: intracellular protein transport; intra-Golgi vesicle-mediated transport; retrograde vesicle-mediated transport, Golgi to endoplasmic reticulum. The transcript has 39 exons. Gene Ontology annotation, cellular component: COPI vesicle coat.
AUUAUACCUGACGCUUACAUUAUGUUAUGGUCAAUCUACAUAUACUGUGAUUUGGCUGUCGCCGCUGUCGUCUCAGUUUUUCUGUCUCCUGGCCUAUAAUAAUUGGGCGAAAAGUUAAAACAUAAACGUAUGUUGAGCUGUUCGGGGCCGUCGGGCGUCCUGUCAAGUUCAUCCUCGAUCAUUAUAGAAACAUGCAGCUCCCAUGGCAACGUCCUCUGUAAGGCAUCGCGGUUUUCGAUCACUUCUGCGUCGAAAAGAUGUUGACAAAAUUCGAGACGAAAUCGGCUCGUGUCAAAGGUAUAACAUUUCACCCAAAUCGACCUUGGAUUCUUGCCAGUCUUCAUAAUGGUGUCAUACAACUUUGGGAUUACCGAAUGUGCACAUUACUUGAACGAUUUGAUGAACAUGAUGGUCCAGUACGAGGGAUUGAUUUUCAUACCAAUCAGCCACUGUUUGUAUCAGGAGGUGAUGAUUAUAAAAUAAAAGUCUGGAAUUACAAACAGAAGAAAUGUUUGUUCACUUUGCUUGGACAUUUGGACUACAUAAGAACAACUUUUUUUCAUCAUGAAUAUCCUUGGAUUGUUAGUUCUUCUGAUGAUCAAACAAUAAGAAUUUGGAAUUGGCAGUCAAGAACUUGUAUAUGUGUUUUAACUGGUCACAAUCAUUAUGUGAUGUGUGCUCGCUUUCACCCCAGUGAAGAUCUGGUUGCUUCAGCAUCACUUGAUCAAACUGUGCGAGUUUGGGAUAUAUCUGGGCUUCGUAAAAAGACAGUCGCACCAGGAUCGCAGGGGAUUGAAGAAAGAAUACGCAGCGUUCAUCAAACUGAACUUUUCGGACAAUCAGACUCGAUUGUCAAACAUGUGCUCGAGGGUCACGAUCGUGGUGUAAACUGGGUGUCAUUUCAUCCUACCAUGCCUCUGCUUGUCUCUGCUGCAGAUGAUAGGCAAGUGAAGCUGUGGAGAAUGAAUGAUUCCAAAGCUUGGGAGGUAGACACAUGUCGUGGCCACUACAACAACGUCUCCUGUACUCUCUUCCAUCCACGACAAGAACUCAUUUUGAGUAAUUCUGAGGACAAAAGUAUCCGAGUUUGGGAUAUGUCGAAAAGAACUGGAGUUCAGACAUUCAGAAGGGAACACGAUAGAUUCUGGGUUAUGGCAGCACAUCCAAGCUUGAACCUCUUUGCUGCAGGUCAUGACGGUGGUAUGAUAGUUUUCAAGUUGGAAAGAGAGAGACCACCCUAUGCUGUGCAUGGCAACACUCUUUACUAUGUGAAGGAACGAUAUUUAAGAAUGUAUGAAUUUGGUACAUCAAAGGAUGUCGCAGUUGUUCAGUUAAAGAGAGGUUCCUCAAGAACACCAUAUUUCAGUUUGUCUUAUAACCCAGCAGAAAAUUGCAUUCUGCUUGUUCAGUCUUCGUCAUCAAAUUCUGACAACAGUGCCUAUGAACUCCAUGCUGUACCUAAAGAGUAUGACAGCAGCAAUCCAGAUGUAUCCGAGGGAAAACGCUCCGCUGGUAUUACUGCCGUUUGGGUCGCUAGAAACAGAUUUGCUGUCUUGGAUAAGACGCAUACGUUGUUAAUAAAGAACCUAAAGAAUGAAGUUACGAAGAAGAUACCAACUCCUGCGUGUGAUAAUAUAUUUUACGCCGGCACUGGCAGUUUAUUGUUGAAAGAUCCUGAAACCGUCACUCUUUUUGAUGUUCAACAGAAGAGGUCUAUGGGUGUCGCCAAGGUUGCGAAAGUCAAAUACGUCAUUUGGUCAUCUGAUAUGGCGUAUGUCGCUUUAAUUAGUAAACAUGUUGUGGCUAUAUGUAAUCGCAAACUUGAAUCUCUGAGCACAAUACAUGAAAAUAUCCGCGUGAAGAGUGGAGCUUGGGACGAGAAUGGCGUGUUUGUAUACACGACAUGUAACCACAUCAAAUAUGCUUUGUUAAAUGGCGAUCAUGGUAUCAUUCGUACGCUCGAUUUACCGAUCUACAUCACAAAAAUCAAGGGAAGCAGUGUUUACUGUCUGGACAGAGAAUGCAAGACUCGAGUCCUUGGCAUUGAUCCUACUGAAUACAAGUUUAAACUGGCGUUGGUCAAUCGCAAAUACGAUGAGGUCCUUCAUAUGGUCCGUAAUGCGAAGUUGGUUGGUCAAUCGAUCAUUGCUUAUCUACAGCAGAAAGGUUAUCCCGAGGUUGCACUACAUUUUGUGAAAGAUGAAAGAACAAGAUUUGGCCUUGCUUUGGAGUGUGGGAAUAUCGAUGCGGCGUUAGAAGCAGCCCGAGCAUUGGAUGACAAGGGAUGCUGGGAAAAACUUGGAGUUGUUGCAUUACGUCAGGGAAAUCACCAGAUUGUGGAGAUGGCUUAUCAGCGAACAAAGAAUUUUGAGAAAUUGUCGUUCUUGUACCUGAUCACGGGAAAUGUUGAAAAAUUGAGAAAAAUGAUGAAAAUUUCUGAAAUCAGGAAAGACGUAAGUGGUCAAUACCACAAUGCAUUGUACGCAGGCGACGUCGAGGAACGUGUUAAACUUUUGAAAUCACUUGGCCAAGGUUCUCUGGCAUAUUUGACUGCCGCAACUCAUGGUCUUGAGGAGGAGAGUGAAAAUAUCAAGUCUGAAUUUAGCCUGGACCCUGAAAAGGUUCCUGCAGUUAAUCCGAACGCUCGCCUAUUACGUCCAGCCGUUCCUGUGUUACCCAACGAGGCCAACUGGCCCCUGCUUACUGUAUCAAAGAGUGUAUUUGAGGGUGCCGUGAGCAAAGGUGGCGCGGCUGCAAUGGACGCAGAUCAUGUGGUAGAUGGGGAUAAUGAGGGAUGGGGAUCAGAUGCUGACCUUGAUAAUGAAGAUGAUGAAUUUAAGGAUACUAUGCCGGGUGAUGAAGAUAUAGAGGGUGGUGAUGAUGGACCAGGGUGGGAUGUUGACGAUGAAGAUCUCGACCUCCCAGAUUUGGAAGGACCACCGGUUGAAGCUGAGGGAGAGGGUUACUUUGUGCCACCAAACAAGGGCACAAGUCAAGCUCAGGUUUGGUGCAAUAACUCCCGAUUGCCUGUUGACAACGUAUUGGGUGGAGCUUUUGAAAGCGCUAUGAGGCUUCUCCAUGACCAGCUCGGUGUUGUGGAUUUCGCACCAUUUAAAUCAUUGUUCCUCUCAACAUACUCUCGAUCGCGUGUAGCUUACACAGGCCUGCCUGCCUUGCCAACCAUCUUUGUCUUUCCUCAUAGAAACUGGAAGGAAGCUGGUGGACGCGCUGGCCUCCCUGCUGUUGGUGUUAAACUGAAUACGCUCGUACAGAGGCUUCAGACGGCCUAUCAGCUCACUACUGGUGGGAAAUUUCAGGAGGCUGCUGAAAAGUUCCAAGAUAUUUUACUUCAUGUUACACUUCUUGUGGUGGACUCAAAACAAGACAUUAGUGAGGCUCAACAACUGCUUGGGAUUUGUCGAGAAUAUAUACUUGGUUUACUGAUGGAAAUCAAACGUAAAGGUUUACCUAAGGGUAAUUUAGAGGAACAAAAACGACAUUGUGAGAUGGCGGCGUAUUUCACACACUGUAACCUUCAACCAGUUCAUCAAAUUCUUACACUAAGAACAGCGCUGAACCUCUUCUUCAAGUUGAAGAAUUACAAGACAGCUUCGUCAUUUGCGAGACGUUUAUUAGAGCUAGGACCUCGACCAGACGUUGCUACACAGACUCGAAAAAUCCUUCAAGCAUGCGAUAAGAAUCCUACGGAUACACACGAACUUCAGUACGACCCUCAGAAUCCAUUCACGAUCUGUGGAACGACAUACAAGCCGUUGUAUAGAGGUAAACCACAAGAAAAAUGUCCGUUGUGUCAAGCCGCGUAUUUCCCUGAGUUCAAAGGACGUGUCUGUGGUGUCUGCAAGGUCGCUGAGAUCGGAAAGGAUGCGAUUGGGCUAAGAAUUAGCAUGACUCAAUUCCGCUGAGAAUUUGUACAAGAAGGACUUUUAAUCCUACGAGGAAACGCAAGCAGAAAUUUAAACACGCGAAGAAGUCAAUCGAAGCACGCCGGAAGCGAACACGCACUUAUCAUCGUGAUUUACCAUUAAACAGAAGACUAUCAUAGGUGUCGUUCUUCCGGUAAGCUGGCGAUUGACGAUGCUUACUAAAUAUUAAUUAAAGUAGAAAUAUAUUUGCAAUUCAAUUUUAUUCUAUAUUCUGGUUUAUAGUAAGAGC